AAAAGAAAACAUAAAUUGGAUUUUAGGUAGAAAAUGAUAUAGAAAAAAGCAGUAAUCUGGUAAGAUGGUUUUAAUACGGACCUAGGUGGUUAGAGUAUAGCCUGAGUGUAGAUGUAGGCUACUGUAGUGUUGUGAUCCGGAGGGCUACUCACUCCAAGCAGCAGCAGCACAAGCACUGUGCAAUCUGUAAUUUCACUCCCAUGACCCGCCUCUGAAUUAGUCUGCAGAGAGUCAAACCAUUGCUCCACUUUCCCCCUGUGCCGCCUUGAUGGGCGGUGAGGAUGCGUUUUAGAAUAACUUUUUAGUUCUUGAGAAUUCUUUUUUAACUAGGACACACACACAGACCCUUCUUUCCUUUUUUUUUUUUUCUAUUUAUCUUUCAUAAAAAUGUUGCGGGUUGUGGUAGAAUCUGCGAAAGCCUUGCCCAAGAAGACUCUUGGAAGUCCGGAUCCGAUUGUUUCUGUGACAUUUAAAGAUGUAAAGAAGAAAACCAAAACAGUUAAAAGUGAAGUCAAUCCAGUCUGGAGUGAGGUGCUCGAGUUUGACCUGAAAGGGAUACCGCUGGACUCCUCCUCGUACAUUGACGUUGUUGUGAAAGACUACGAAACGCUUGGGAAAAAUAAAUUCCUUGGCUCUACAAAAGUCUCCCUGAAAGAUCUUGCAGCGGGCCAGUCCACCUCCCUGCCAUCCAAAAAUGUGCCCUUGGCCAGUGAGGACGGGCAGAGCAUGGGGGCUACGAUCGACCUGGUUAUCGCCUAUGACCCACCUCCCAACGCUAACCCCCAGGGAGGGGGCGAUACCAUGGUGGACUCCGGUGGUGGGGGUGAGGAGGGGACUGACGCGGGCCCCCCCGGUCAUGCUGGAGGUUCUGGAGGGGUAGUAGCAUUCCGGCGGCGUGAUCGGAGUUCCAGGAGUCACCUGGCUAACAAACCACAGGACUUCCAGAUCCGUGUCCGUGUGAUUGAGGGCCGUCAGUUGCUAGGCAACAACGUCAAACCGGUGGUGAAGGUGAACGUGAGUGGAGAGACCCACAGGACGAGGAUAAGGAGAGGCAACAACCCCUUCUUCGAUGAGGUCUUCUUCUACAAUGUACACAUGUUGCCAUCAGAGCUGUUUGAUAAGAGCAUCAACAUUCGUGUGUACGACUCCUACUCUCUCAGGGCGGAUGCCCUCAUGGGGGAGUUUAAGGUGGACGUUGGUUACGUCUAUGAUGAACCUGCCCACUGUGUCAUAAGAAAGUGGCUCCUGCUAAGCGACCCAGAGGACCACAGCUCCGGGGCCAAAGGUUACCUGAAGGUCAGCGUCUUCAUCGUUGGAGCAGGGGACGAACCACCGGUUGAUACAGGGGAGGCCGGGGGUGAGGAGGAUGACAUAGAGAGUAACCUGCUCCUGCCAGCCGGGCUGGCCCUGCGCUGGGCCACGCUGUCCCUCAAGGUGUUCCGGGCGGAGGACGUUCCCCAGAUGGACGAUGCGUUCCUCCAGAGCAUGAAGGGGAUCUUUGGGGAAAGCCCGGGCAAGAAGAACCUGGUGGACCCUUUCUUGGAGGCUUCCUUCGCUGGUCAGAAGUUGUGCACCUCCGUCAUGGAGAAGAACGCUAAUCCAGAAUGGAACCAAGUGCUGAGCCUUCAAGUCAAGUUCCCCUCCAUGUGUGAGUGCAUCAAGUUGACCAUAAUGGACUGGGACCGGCUGACCCGGAACGACGCCAUUGGAACCACCCACCUGAACCUGGCCAAGAUCGCCUCUUCUGGAGGGGAGAUCGAAGACACACAUUCAGGAAACGGUGAUUCCAACACAGGGGAGUCUGAGGUGGGCUUCCUGCCUGCCUUCGGGCCCUGCUACAUCAACCUCUACGGCAGCCCCAGAGAGUUCACGGGUCUGCCUGAUCCCUAUGCCGACCUCAACUAUGGCAAGGGAGAGGGUGUGGCCUACAGGGGCAGGGUUUUGGUUCAGCUCUCCACCCAGCUGGAGGGGAAAGCAGACAAGGCUGUGGACGACAUCAGCAGCGACCACAUCCUGGUGACCCAGAAAUACCAGCGAAGGAGGAAGUACUGCCUCUGUGCGGUCUUCCACAAUGCCAGCAUGAUCCACGAUCCUGGCGAGCCAAUCCAGUUCGAGGUCAGCAUCGGUAACUAUGGAAACAAACUGGACAACACCUGCAAGCCAUUCGCCUCCACCACCCAGUACAGCUGUGCAGUGUUUGACGGUAACCACUACUACUACCUGCCCUGGGCUGCCACCAAACCAGUGGUGGUCGUGAACUCGUUCUGGGAAGACAUCUCCCAUCGGCUGGACACCAUCAACAUCAUCCUCUUCAUCACCCGGCGCCUGAUAUCGAACCUGGACCUCCUUAAAAACACCAUCAGUGCCAAAGCCUCAGACAGAGAGCAGGUGGAGGUUUGGGUGAAGUUACUGACUCAAUUUGAAGAAGACCUAGAAAGCUAUCCACUACCCGAGCUGGUGGGCCAGGCACACCUGACCUCUCUGGACCUCCAGCUGAAGAAGCUCCGAGACAGCGCCAUGGCAACCAUCCGAGGGGCAGCCAGGCAGAUGAGGGAGGAUACCAAGCAGAUCAGAGACUGUGUGGCAGACAUUGAGGGCUGGGUGGAGAAACUCACACAGCUGGCUGAGGAGCCUCAGAACAGCAUGCCAGACGUGUUCAUCUGGAUGCUGAGAGGGGAGAAGAGGGUGGCCUACAGCCGAGUCCCCGCACACCAGGUGCUGUUCUCCAGGCACAGCGAGCAGGCCUGUGGGCAGUUCUGUGGAAACACUCAGACCAUCUUCAUGCAGUACCCCAUGGACAAGAACAAGGGGCUCAAGGUGCCGGUGCAGAUCAGGGUCAACAUGUGGCUUGGCCUGUCCUCAGAGGAGAUGAAGUUCAACCUCUUCUCAGAGGGAACUUUCAGUGUUUUUGCUGAGUUGGUAUGGGGGAACCCUGUAACUAGUGGUGCCCGCUACAAUUAUCAGACGUUCACUGCAAGAUUCAGCGAACAGCAGUCCUUGCCCCCUAGGGGAUGGGAGUUGGAAGAGGAGUUUUUUUUGUUUGUCGAUCCCCAGAAAAGUCUGUUGACUGAGGCGGACGCAGGACACACAGAGUUCAUGGACGAGGUGUUUGAGAACGAGACCCGCUACCCAGGAGGGGACUGGAAGCCCGCCUCAGAACACUACACUGAUGUGAACGGGGAGAAGAACCAGAGUCUCGAAGAGUUUGCUCUUCCCGAGGGGUGGACCGGGGAGGACGCGUGGACAGCAGACCUGAACAGGGCCGUGGACGAGCUGGGAUGGGAGUAUGGGGUGACUAUUCCCACAGAUGACAAGCCUCGGUCAUGGGCGCCCGUGGAGAAGAUGUACCAUGUCCACCGCAGAAAAAGGAUGGUCCGCCCCCGCAAGAGGGCAGAGCCCCCUGCUGGUGGCGCUGCAGAGAAACGGGACAGAGGUGACCCUGAGGGCUGGGAGUUCUCUUCUCUGAUUGGCUGGAAUUUCCACAGGAAGGAGCGUUCAUCGGAUACAUUCCGUCGCAGGCGCUGGAGUAGAAAGAUGGCACCGGAAGACCGUCUGGGAGCGGCGGCCAUCUUUAAACUAGAGGGAGCAUUGGGUGUGAACACAGAGGAGAAGGAGAGCUCUGACAGCACGAAGGCAUUCGGAGCCAACACACCCACUGUGUCCUGCUCUUUUGACAAUGUGUUUGUCUACCAUCUCCGUGUGUAUGUCUACCAAGCAAGAGAGCUGGCAUCCAUGGACAAAGACAGCUUUUCUGAUCCGUUUGCACACGUGUCCUUCCUGCACCUGAGUAAAACCACAGAGAAGCUGAAGUCCACACUGAACCCCACCUGGGACCAGACCCUGAUCUUCAACGACCUGGAGAUCUACGGGGACCCUCAGAGUAUGGCCCGCGACCCCCCCAAAGUGGUGCUGGAGUUCUACGACUAUGACCAAGUGGGUAACAAUGAGCUGCUGGGCCGGACGGUGUUCCCUCCCCUGGUUGAGCUGAGCUCCAACGGGGACAGGACCCCCAAGCUGCUGUGGUACCCCAUCAUGCAGAAGGGUCACAGGGCAGGGGAGGCCCUGCUGGCAGCCGAGCUCAUCCUCAAAGACAAGAAUGCUCCGAUAGACCUUCCUCUGGUUCCUCCAAUGAGAUCUCUGAACCUCUACAUGGUCCCGCAGGGGAUACGACCUGUAGUGCAGCUCACCGCUGUGGAGAUCCUGGUGUGGGGGCUGCGCAACAUGAAGCCCUACGAGCUGGCGGCCGUGGCCUCCCCCAGCCUGGUGGUGGAGUGCGGGGGUCAGAGGGUGGAGUCGGCCGUCAUCAGGAACAUGAAGAAGAGCCCCAACUUCCCCAGCUCCGUGCUCUUCAUACAAGUGUACCUGCCCAAGGAUGAGAUGUACACGCCGCCCAUCGUGCUGAAGGUGAUCGACCACCGGCCGUUCGGCAGGAAGCCGGUGGUGGGCCAGUGCACCAUCUCGUCCCUGGAGCGCUUCCGCUGCGACCCCCACGUCAUCACCGCCGAGGGCAGCAUGGCCAACAAGAUGUCUCUGAUGUCCUCUACUGCCCCUCAUCUUUCCAUCUCCAUGGACGAGAACAGGCCGCUGCUAGAGGCUCAGAUUGCAGAAAAGGAGAAGGAGACGGAGGACUGGUGGAGUAAGUUCUACGCGUCCAUGGGAGAUCGGGAGCGAUGUGGAGAGUACUUGCAGAAGGGAUACGACACGCUGGAGGCGUACGACAACGAACUGGAGGACCUGCCGGAGUUCAACGGGCUGACGGACUUCUGCGACACCUUCAAGCUGGAGCGAGGCAAGAAGCAGAGCAAGGACGGCGACCCCGACGUGGUGGGCGAGUUCAAGGGCUCCUUCAGGGUGUACCCCCUGUCUGAUGACCCCGGGGUGAUGGCUCCGCCCAGGCAGUUCAGAGAGCUGCCCGACAGCGGGCCGCAGGAGUGUCUGGUGCGGGUCUACAUCAUCAGGGCCAUAGACCUGCAGCCCAAAGACAACAACGGCAGGUGUGAUCCAUACAUUAAGAUAACCCUCGGGAGGAACAGAAUCGAUGACAGUGACCACUACGUCCCAAACAACACCAACCCUGUGUUUGGAAAGAUGUUUGAGAUGUCGUGCUACCUGCCUCAGGAGAAGGACCUGAAGAUCUCUGUGUACGACUACGACCUCCUGACCCGGGACGAGAAGGUGGGCGAGACGGUGAUAGACCUGGAGAACCGCUUCCUGUCCCGGUUCAACUCCUACUGCGGGCUGCCCCAGACCUACUGCAUAUCUGGGGUCAACCAGUGGCGGGACCAGAUGAAGCCGUCUCAGAUCCUGGACAACGUGGCCCGUCUCAAAGGGCUGUCCAAACCCAGGACUGAGGACAACGGCAACACGCUCACCUUCAUGGGCAGAGACUACACCCUGGCCGAGUUUGAGGCCAACAAGGAGGUGCACCAGCACCUGGGCCCGGCCCGCGAGCGCAUGUGUCUGCACGUGCUCAGAACCCAGGGGCUGGUCCCGGAGCACGUUGAGACCCGGACCCUGUACAGCAGCUUCCAGCCCUUGCUCUCCCAGGGACGACUCCAAAUGUGGGUGGACGUCUUCCCCAAGAGCCUGGGCGUGCCCGGCCCUCCCUUUGACAUCACCCCACGCAAGGCCAAGAAAAACAUCCUGCGGGUCAUCGUGUGGAACACCACCGACGUCACCCUUGAUGAGAAGAGCAUCACCGGAGAGCACAUGAGUGACAUCUACGUCAAGGGCUGGAUGCCAGGCAUGGAGGAGGAAAAGCAGAAGACGGACGUCCACUACAGGUCACUGGACGGAGACGGGAACUUCAACUGGAGGUUCAUCUUCAACUUUGACUACCUGCCCGCGGAGCAGCUCUGUCUGGUCUCCAAGAAGGAACAUUUCUGGAAUCUUGACAAAUCAGAGUUCAGGAUUCCUCCCAAGUUGAUCGUUCAGAUAUGGGACAACGACAAGUUCUCAUUGGACGAUUACUUGGGUGUGGUGGAGCUGGACCUGCGCUCCCUGAUCCCUCCCGCCAAGACGCCAGAGAAGUGCAGCAUGGAGAUGAUGGAGCGCGGCCCGGACAAGAGCAAGUCUCAGCAGGCCCAGUCCCUGCUGGCCCAGAAGUCGGUGCGCGGCUGGUGGCCCUGCACCAUCGACAAGGACGGCAAGAAGGAGCUGGGCGGCAAGGUGGAGUUGACGCUGGAGAUCGUGGGUGAUGAGGAUGCCGAUGAGAAACCGGCUGGAAAGGGCCGGGAUGAGCCCAACAUGAACCCCAGACUAGAACCCCCCAAUCGGCCAGACACCUCGUUCUUCUGGUUCACCAGCCCCUGCAAGGCGAUGAAGUUCAUCGUGUGGCGCCGCUUCAGAUGCCUCUUCAUCAUGCUGAUCCUCCUGGUUAUCGUGGGGCUCUUCCUCGGAAUCCUCCUGUACUCCUUGCCGAACUACAUUUCUAUGAAGAUAGUUAAUCCAAUGGGUUAAGGAACUACGGCGACGAUCCAUAAUCUUCACCAAACGACCAAAGAAUAUGAGAAAAGGACCUCUAUGUGAACAAUAAUUCCUCUGUACCGCCUUCUCCAAGCCAAUUUCUUACAAGUUGUACACGAUCACUGUAAAUAGAAAAUGACAUACCAACUGUAAACUUUUUUUAUUUUUACGGCCACAUGGGAGGGUAUGAGUUUUAUGCAUGAAGAGAAAGUAAAUCAGGAUCGGAUUGUUUAAAUUGUGUAAUGCUGAUUGAAUCACCACCUAUUUUUGAUGAUUAAAAAUGUAUAAAACAAU
This is a messenger RNA of Gadus chalcogrammus (walleye pollock), 6759 nucleotides long. Its product is annotated as myoferlin-like. Gene Ontology annotation, biological process: plasma membrane organization. Gene Ontology annotation, cellular component: membrane. NCBI's taxonomy places the organism in Eukaryota, Metazoa, Chordata, Actinopteri, Gadiformes, Gadidae. The record is from RefSeq and is a predicted model, not a curated record.